Molecule: messenger RNA, 3117 nt
Organism: Chlamydomonas reinhardtii
Lineage: Eukaryota; Viridiplantae; Chlorophyta; Chlorophyceae; Chlamydomonadales; Chlamydomonadaceae
Exons: 14
Coding region: 386-2788 (800 amino acids)
Biological process (GO): DNA topological change
Molecular function (GO): DNA binding; ATP binding; DNA topoisomerase type II (double strand cut, ATP-hydrolyzing) activity
Source: RefSeq, a predicted model, not a curated record
GAAUAAAGAGUCAGACGCGGUGUCUUCGCAACAGGACCCCAGGCCUUCCUUUUUGCUGAGUACAUGUUUUCACUCCAAGAAAAUUUGAAUUAUACACCUACCAAAGCGCUUACAUAUUGGACUUGAAUAACUCGUGAUAGCCUGCUGAAUCGGGAGGCCGACAGCCAGCCGUCUGCGACCCGCGACAGCUUGGCCCUUUCGAAAGCUGUUCAGUAUAACACGAAUAAGAGCUACGUUUUAAAUGCGUGCCUUAGACAGAAGCAGCGGGAGAACGGGUCGGCUGGGGCAGCGAUGCACUGCCUCACUGCUGCUGACUCCCGGGCACCUGCUGCUUUCCGGGGAGCCGCGGCAACACCAUGGGAAACUUGGGAGAGCGCGAGGCUCGAUGGCAUGCCGCGCCACGGCUGCGGCGCCAGCGCGGAAAGAGGCGGGAACCACCGGGAGCCCGCUGGCCACGUUGUCUCAGGAGGACUAUGGAGCCAGCGCAAUCCAGGUGCUUGAGGGUCUGGAGCCGGUGCGCAAGCGGCCCGGCAUGUACAUCGGCGGCACCGGCUCGGACGGGCUGCACCACCUGAUCUGGGAGGUGGUUGACAACGCGGUGGACGAGGUGCAGGCGGGGCACGCCUCGGCCGUGGAGGUGGACGUGGACCUCAGCAGCGGCUGGGUGAGUGUUGUGGACAACGGCCGCGGCAUCCCUGUGGACGUGCACCCCGUCACCGGCAAGUCGGCGCUGGAGACGGUGCUCACGGUGCUGCACGCCGGCGGCAAGUUUGGCGGCGACAACAGCGGGUACAAGGUCAGCGGCGGUCUGCACGGCGUGGGCAUCAGUGUGGUCAACGCGCUGAGCUCGGAGCUGGAGGUGACCGUGUGGCGCGCUGGCAGCCGCUACAGCCAGCGCUACAGCCGGGGCGCCCCGCUGGAGGAGCUGCGGGUGCAGCUGCUGCCGCCAGGCAGCGAGGAAGCGGGGCGGAGCGGGACGCAGGUGCGGUUCCUGUACGACGCGUCCAUUUUUGCCAAGGACGUGGCCUACAGCGCUGACGUCAUCGCCACGCGGCUGCAUGAGCUGGCCUUCCUCAACGCCCGGGCCACCAUCCGCUUCCGCGCGCUCCGCCGCGGCAAGCCCGUGCGCGGCACCAGCAGGUACCUGGCCGCAGCCGCCAGCAGGCGCGCAGCCGCCGCGGCAGCGGCGGCAAAUGGGGAUGACGGCGCCGAGGGCCUGGGCAGCGGCAGCGGCAGUGACGGCGAGUCGGGGGCUGCAGAGGUCGCCUCUACGUCCGCGCCUUCGCCGCCGCCCGCGGUCAGCAAACGCGGCGGGAAAAAGCAGAAGGGCGGGGGCGAUGCGGCGGCGGCGGCGGCUGGCGGCGCAGCCGCGCCUCAGUACGGCAUCAUUCGUGAGGAGGGGCAGUGGCAGGUGUUCCAGUACAGCGGGGGGCUGCGCGAGUUCGUGGGCUGCCUGCAGGCGGCCUACACGCCGCUGCACGAGGCGCUGGUGGUGACGCGGGCGGACGGCGGCAGCGGCGUGGUGGUAGAGGCGGCGCUGCAGUGGGCGGCGGACUCCUUCAAGGAGGAGGUUCGCGGCUUCGCCAACUCCAUCCACACGGUGGACGGCGGCACGCACAUGGAGGGGCUGCGGGCGGGUCUCACGCGGGCGGUCACGCAGCUGGGCCGCAAGGCCAAGCAGAUUAAGGACUCGGACCCGCCGCUGUCUGGCGAGCACGUGCGCGAGGGGCUGGGCGCGGUGGUGAGCGUCAAGGUGCCCAACCCCGAGUUCGAGGGGCAGACCAAGACGCGGCUGGGCAACCCCGAGGUCCGCAAGAUUGUGGAGAAUGCCGUAUACGAGGCCGUGGGUGAGUGGCUGGAGGCGCACCCCGCCGCGCUGGCGGCGCUGUGUGCCAAGGCGCUCACUUCAGCCCGCGCCGCGGAGGCCGCCCGCAAGGCGCGCGAGCUGGUGCGGCGCAAGACGUCGCUCUUCACCGGCCGCUCCACACUGCCCGGCAAGCUGGCAGACUGCACCAGCACCAACCGGGAAGAGACGGAGAUCUACAUCGUGGAGGGAGACAGUGCGGGCGGCAGCGCCAAGCAGGCACGAGACCGGCGCUUCCAGGCCAUCCUGCCGCUCAAGGGCAAGAUCCUGAACGUGGAGCGGCUCACGGACGCCAACGAGGAGCUGAUGUACAAGAACACGGAGAUCUCAAACCUCAUCGUGGCGCUGGGGCUGGGCACCGACCGCAGCGCCGGACUGCCGGCAGCGGGCAGCGCGGCGGCGGCGGGCGGCGCGGCGGCGGCAACGGCAGAACAGAGCGCCGAGGAGGCGGCCAAGGCGCUCACGCAGCUCAGGUACGGCAAGAUUGUGGUGCUGACGGACGCGGACGUGGACGGCGCACACAUCCGCACACUGCUGCUGACCUUCCUGUUCCGGCACCGGCCGCAGCUGUUCGCGGCGGGGCGUGUGUACGUGGCGGUCCCACCGCUCUACAAGGUGGAGCGCGGCAAGAGCGUGUGGUGGGCGCACAGCGACGCCGAGCUGGCGGCGCUGGUGUCGGAGCAGCGGCUGGCGCCCGGCGGCUACAGCGUGCAGCGGUUCAAGGGCCUGGGCGAGAUGAUGCCGCAGCAGCUGUGGGACACCACACUCAACCCCGAGUCCAGGCUGCUGCGGCGGCUGACGGUGCGGGACGUGUCUGAGGCGGACUCCAUGCUGACCAUGCUCAUGGGCACCAAGGUGGAGCCGCGCAAGGCGCUCAUUGAGGCCUACAGCCGCCGCCUGUCGCUGGAUGCGCUGGACGUGUAGGGCUGCAGGCUGAUGCACGGGUCUGGUGGUCUGGUGGUGUGGUGCCGCUGUGGCUAGGUGAUGCCGAUGCGGCGCAUUGUUGUGGUGGUGCGGAGGCGGCGCAGUAUAGGAGUUUGGUGGGAUGUGGGAACAGUGGCAGACCGAGCAGUGUUGGCAUGGUUGCCUCCACGCACAGGCGCAGUCCUCUACCCACGUCCAACUGUCUAAUCCCUUCCGAUUGCCGCAUCGCUACCAUCUCGAGUCCCCGGCCUGCUAUCUUGAGUAGCGCCACCUUCGGGCGCUCAUAGCGUCCUGCAUUCCAGCCCGGCCUGACGAUGAAGUUGGAAGUC